This is a messenger RNA of Eimeria mitis, 699 nucleotides long. RefSeq lists its product as uncharacterized. The record is from RefSeq and is a predicted model, not a curated record. Bases 1 to 699 code for a protein of 232 amino acids. NCBI's taxonomy places the organism in Eukaryota, Apicomplexa, Conoidasida, Eucoccidiorida, Eimeriidae. The transcript is spliced from 2 exons.
AUGGGGCUGAGCUGUCUCCUGCUGCUGUCUCUGUCUCCUGAUGCAGCAGCAGCAGCAGCAGCAGCAGCAGCAGCAGCAGCAGGAACAGUAGCAGCAGCAGCAGCAGCAGCAGCAGCAGAAACAGGAACAGUAGCGAGGGAAGAUGGGGAGAAGAUGGCUAGCAGCUGGUUGUGUCCAGCAGCAGCAGCGGCACCCGAAAUAGCAGCAGCAGCAGCAGCAGCAACACCUGUAGCAUCAGUAGCAGGAGCAGCGGCUUUAGCAGCACCAGCAGCAACAGCAGCGACCUCAGAGGCAGCAACGACAACUGCAGCAUCAGCAGCAGCAGCAACUGCUGUAGCAGCAACAGGAACAGCUGUAGGGGCAGCAGCAACAGCUGUAGCUGCAGCAGCAACAGCUCUAGCAGCAGCAGCAACAGCUGUAGCAGGAGCAGCAGCAGCAGUAGCAGCAGCAACAACAGCUCAAGAAGCAGCAGCAACAGCAGCAGCAGCAGCAGCAACAGCAGUAGCAGCAGCAGCAGGGACAGCCGUACUAAAAAUUGGAGACAGCCAGGAAAGACCCAUCACUGAGGCGCAGCAGCAGCAGCAACAGCAACAGCAGCAACAGCAGCAGCAGCAGCAGCAACAGCAGCAAAAGCAGCAGCAGCAAAAGCAGCAGCAGCAAAAGCAGCAGCAGCAAGAGCAACAGCAGCAGCAUCAGUAG